Schistocerca gregaria is the source of this 1610-nucleotide messenger RNA. RefSeq lists its product as uncharacterized. Lineage: Eukaryota; Metazoa; Arthropoda; Insecta; Orthoptera; Acrididae. The coding region runs from base 154 to 741 and encodes 195 amino acids. The record is from RefSeq and is a predicted model, not a curated record. Gene Ontology annotation, biological process: regulation of synaptic transmission, cholinergic; positive regulation of voltage-gated potassium channel activity; sleep. The transcript is spliced from 4 exons.
UCUCGUGGCAACCGAUCACAACACAGCGCGCUGCCAUUGGAUGCGUGGGUAACAGUAUGCUGCAGGUAGUGGCAAGGCGUGGAUGAGUGCAUCUGGAAUGUUGUGAUAGCAGUGCACAGCAAUUGUUAACAUUUGGGUGUAGCUGUCAGAAGAAUGAAAAUGAAGAGAGCUUUGUCUCGUCAAGGAUUCUUUGCUACCUGCAUUAUUGCGGCAGUUAUUUUGAAACCAGCAUCUGCAAUCUGGUGCUACCAGUGCCGUAGCACUGACCAUAAAGACCCUUUUCAGUGUGGAGAGUACAUGACGUCAGACAUCAGCAUUGAGCCCCUGGAUUGUAAAGCUGUGUACAAUGCUCAGUACUGUGUCAAACAAACUGGUCGCUUUGAAGUACAGGCAAUAAGUUGUUAUCAGUGUUCAUCAACUGAAAACAUAGAAUGUGCAGAUAAUGUAAUUCAUGAAAGUUCCCUUAGCCCUCACAGUUGUGAUGGGAUAUUUGAAGCCAUGUGCUGCAUUAAAACAACUGGUUUCUUUGAAGGUGGCCUAGGCACAAAGAGAUUCUGUUCAUCUCAUGAUUUGGGUAAUUAUUGCAAUUAUAUCCAGCAGCCAGGUGAUGAACUGGAAUACCGCUCAUGUGUUUACACAUGUUCAACAGAUGGUUGCAAUGCUGCCAAUGUCCAGCAACCCACAGUGCAUAUGUUUCUCUGCAGCCUUUUGUUUGCAGGAUUUUAUUUCAGCUUCUACUGAAAUUUUGUUGUAGAAUAAUCUGUGGUUAAUGUGACUUGGCACACAAGUGCUCAAACUGAGUGCAAUACACCACAUUCAUCAAUAUUUCAUAAAUAUAAACUUCUCAGGGUAUUAUGCUUCUGCAACUUGUGGACUGGCGAUGUGAAGUGAAGUUCAUUCCACCAUGAAUGAAAUGGUUGACUUCAUGUUUAACUUCCUGAUUUGUGACCCGUAUGAAGAUGCAGUUCUGAAACUGUGGCCACUUUAAUACAUUUUAAGUACACCAAUAAGAAUUUUGUACUUAAUGACAUAUUUACUUAUUUUGUUAGAUCUGUUGUUUCCUUUUGUUACUAAUUUCAAGAUAAUAUUAUUAAAAUAGCUUUUACAGAAAAAAUGGAAUGAAAUUUCUCCUUUGGAUGUUGAUAAUUUUUCUUGGUGUAACAGUUAUUGUAGUCUGUGAUACAAUGUGGAUACUCUGUAAUUCUGUAACCAAAAUCUUCAAAAAACAUUCAGCAAUAAAAUACAUCCUAUAAAAUUUGCACACCAUGAGUUUUUGAAUAACACACACGUAUGUUAAUUUUUAUCUUUUUUCCAGUUUUCUGCUACGUUAUGAAUAUUUUUAAAUGACUUAAAGAUGUGCUAAAUUACAUGACUGUAUGUGUUAUUUCGCACUGUACUUAAAAUUAUCUUAAGCUUCACUGAAAUCAUUGCAUUUUCCUUCCCCUUUUCGGAUUGAGAUGGCACAUUAUUGAUGUUAUCUCACAGCUUUUCAUGUUAAUACAAUUACUGUAAUUUUUUUAUGAAAGCAAGUCAAGAUCAUUGAUGUUUGUAUAGAAUUAUGUUCAUUGUAUACCAAAGAACCAAAUUAAAUCACAGUAUGUAAUAUCCAA